Messenger RNA from Cryphonectria parasitica EP155, 255 nucleotides. RefSeq lists its product as uncharacterized. NCBI's taxonomy places the organism in Eukaryota, Fungi, Ascomycota, Sordariomycetes, Diaporthales, Cryphonectriaceae. Gene Ontology annotation, molecular function: protein binding. The transcript has a single exon. The coding region runs from base 1 to 255 and encodes 84 amino acids. The record is from RefSeq and is a predicted model, not a curated record.
AUGAUAGAAGUCAUAGAGGUGCAUAAGCCGAUCAUCGACCGGUACGGGCGGUAUCCGUAUCGCAAUGCCAUCGAGGGGAGGAAGAGCACCGAGGAGGAGCUGGAGUGGAUCGAGAAGACGGAUCACUUUGCCGAGGCGCCGCCUGCUGUGGCAGAGAGGGUGAGGGAGGAUGUCAAGGCUGGUCGGUGGACGCCCUUGGGCGCGGGUAGGGACGCGUCUGCUGCGGGUGUCAGGUGCAUGGCUGGGCCGUCGUGA